Molecule: messenger RNA, 2003 nt
Organism: Mollisia scopiformis
Lineage: Eukaryota; Fungi; Ascomycota; Leotiomycetes; Helotiales; Mollisiaceae
Exons: 2
Coding region: 96-1958 (620 amino acids)
Source: RefSeq, a predicted model, not a curated record
UUGCGCAAACCGUGAUCUACGAACCAUCAAGGAUACGUAAAUGAUAGAGUACUACCCCGAAUGUGCUUUUCUCCGGUCUCUACAUGUGACCUUCAAUGUUAUUUCGAAGAUUCACGAUUGUAGUGGCAUUUGCCCUACCCAAAAUCGCCGAUUCCGCAGGUGAAUGUUUCCUACCAGACGGAUCAAAGGAUGAGAAUGAUCUACCAUGCUUCAGUAACGACACAGUCAGUAGAUGUUGUGCGCCUGACGAGUUCUGCUCGACGAACAAGCUAUGUGUUUUGAAGACUGGUGGCCCGAGAUAUGCUCGAGGUUCAUGUUUGGACAAGAAUUACGGCCCUACUUGUCCAACGUUUUGUAAAGGAAUUGAUGAUAAAGAGAAAGUCGAUCUCUUACCAUGCGGCGAUCCUUCCCUUGGCGAGUUCUGUUGCGAUGAAGGAAACGGAUAUGCAUGCUGUAGCACUCCUUCCAAAGUUCUUACCCUUGGAGUUGGGUCGACGUUUACAGAGGGUUCAGCUGAAUCAACCAUCAUGACUUCCAUGUCAAAGGCGCCCCAGGCGAAAACCUCGACAACAUCUCGCCGAGAAACCAGCUCAACAUCAAAAGAACGAUCUCAGUCCUCUACUAAAGUCCAGACCGAAACAUCAAUCAAAACCGAUACCUCUGUGCAGAUCAAAACAACCGUUCAAACUCAAACCUCCGUGGAAGCUCAAACCUCCACUCAAACCUCAAUACAAGUCCAGACUUCAGCCCAAGUCAUCACUUCUACACAAAUACAAACAUCAGACCAACUAGUUACUUCCAUCCAAGUUCAAACAUCUGUCCAGACGUCAAUCGUGGUUGUCACGUCAGUGUCAGUGCCAUCAAUAUCAAUACAGACCCAGCCACCAUCUUUUGGGAUACCAAUUGGCACAUCCGUCCUACCACCUAUUCCAGAGCCAUUAACCAGUAUCCUACCGACGACAAUUAAUACUUUCCAACACUCUACUGCCUCCACCCAGCCUUCCGCCGGUGUCAUUUCUCCCUCGUCGAUCACGCCAUUCUCAGCCACAGCAGAGAGUAUUGUGCAAAGCUCUCCGACCUCUUCGGCGCAAGACACUCCUAUUUCACCAAUAGUUGCAUCUGAAGUUAGUAGCUCUUCAGGGGCCAUUUCGUCGUCGAUCAUACCAAGUCAGACAACAGAUGGGGCAGCUUCGGUCACAUCAUCCAUUAUUGCCGGGGCUAUCUCAGCCACCAACAACCCAGCAACAUCUGGUGGCAUCUCUACUGCUGCGAUUGUGGUUGGGUCGGUUGCUGGUGCCCUUAUUCUGACUGUUCUUAUCAUAAUUGGAGUUAUUUACUUCAAGAAACGCGCUGAGAAGCGUGCCUCUGCUCGAUUCGAAACUUCACUUGGCAUAACGAAUUUUGGGUACGAGAAGAGUGCAUGGAAUGGAGAUGGAGGGAGUGGAAAGUUUGGUUUCGCUCUGGGGAAGUCCACGAGUAAGAGGAGUGAUAGGAAGCUGGGCAACAUUAGUGGUCCUAUUGCUGACAGGACUGCCAGUCCUGUUGAGACACUGAGGAGAGUGGCGGCAAGGACGAGUAUGGCGCCUGUCGAGUUGCCCAGUGACCAGAGGUUCGCAAACGGAAGAAGUGGAAGUCCUUACCAACGGAAUAGCGGUGGCGGGACCUCAAACAUCAGACCUACGGAACCUGCUCAAACUUUCAAUAUGCCCGAGCAAGGAGUACCGCGGAGAUUUACCGGUGACGGUCGAGGUUCAUUUGGACGUCCAGUCGAUGUCGGCGUUCCGCACCGAGUGGUAAUUCCAGAAAGAGGUCUCGAGCGAAGAGUCAGUGGUGGGACAUUUGAGGCAGCUCAGCAGACGGAGAGUGCACAGAGACCUGGUUACCCCGAUCUUGGCUCAACCUUCCGGAGCGAAACUUUCAAUAAAUUGUUAUAUGAUGUGCAGAGUCAACCAUUUUGACGCACGAAAGGAUCGCAAGCCGCUCUCAUUCUUGUAUUUACUCUG